ACCUUUGGUGAGCUGGGCAUGCGUAGUCGGAGGACCGGGCCUCUCCAGUUGGGGCGGAACCUCUCGUGGUGGGGCGGGGCUUAUGGGAAGAUGGACAGCGCGGCCAGGGCUAGAAAAGGGGCGUGGCCCGAGGGGCGGGACCUCGGGUGGCCCGAGGUGGCCCGGCUCCUGGGUCCGAAGCUGCCGCAGUCAGAGUCCUCUUGGCCACGGGAUGGCGUCCCCGCGGGAGCUGACCCAAAACCCCCUGAAGAAGAUCUGGAUGCCCUACAGCAACGGGCGGCCCGCUCUGCACGCCUGCCAGCGCGGGGUUUGCAUGACCAACUGCCCAACGCUCAUUGUCAUGGUGGGCCUGCCUGCCAGGGGCAAGACCUACAUCUCCAAGAAGCUGACCCGCUACCUGAACUGGAUCGGGGUGCCCACUCGGGAAUUCAAUGUCGGCCAGUAUCGCCGGGACAUGGUCAAGACCUACAAGUCCUUUGAGUUUUUCCUCCCAGACAAUGAAGAGGGCCUGAAAAUCAGGAAGUUCUGGCCUUUUCCCCCAGCAUCUGCACUGGACCCUGAGUUCCCUCCCAGAUUCUUCCUGGCGCUUCAGAAUGGAGUUUUUGAUGCAACCAAUACUACUCGAGAGCGGAGAGCGACGAUCUUCAACUUCGGGGAACAGAAUGGCUACAAGACGUUCUUCGUGGAGUCCAUCUGUGUGGACCCGGAGGUCAUAGCUGCCAACAUCGUGCAAGUGAAGCUGGGCAGCCCCGACUACGUGGACCGGGACAGUGACGAGGCCACCGAAGAUUUCAUGAGACGAAUUGAGUGCUAUGAGAACUCCUACGAGUCGCUGGAUGAGGACCUGGACAGGGAUCUGUCCUAUAUCAAGAUCAUGGACGUGGGGCAGAGCUACGUGGUGAACCGAGUGGCCGACCACAUCCAGAGCCGAAUCGUGUACUACCUCAUGAACAUCCACGUGACGCCCCGGUCCAUCUACCUGUGCCGGCACGGGGAGAGUGAGCUCAACCUCAAGGGCCGGAUUGGUGGGGACCCAGGACUGUCCGCUCGGGGCCGGGAGUUCGCCAAGCGCCUGGCUCGGUUCAUCAGCGACCAGAACAUCAAGGAUCUGAAGGUCUGGACCAGCCAGAUGAAGAGGACGAUCCAGACGGCGGAGGCGCUGGGUGUGCCCUACGAGCAGUGGAAGGUCCUCAACGAGAUCGACGCGGGUGUCUGCGAAGAAAUGACCUACGAGGAGAUUCAGGAUCAUUAUCCACUGGAGUUUGCCCUGCGGGACCAGGACAAGUACCGGUAUCGGUACCCCAAGGGGGAGUCCUAUGAGGACCUGGUGCAGCGGCUGGAGCCUGUUAUCAUGGAGCUGGAGAGGCAGGAGAACGUGCUGGUCAUCUGCCACCAGGCUGUGAUGCGCUGCCUGCUGGCCUACUUCCUCGACAAGGCGGCGGAACAGCUGCCCUACCUCAAGUGUCCGCUGCACACGGUCCUGAAGCUCACCCCUGUGGCCUACGGUUGUAAAGUGGAGCCCAUAUUCCUGAACGUGGCGGCUGUGAACACGCACCGCAACAGGCCGCAGAAUGUGGACAUCUCUCGGCCUCCGGAGGAAGCCCUCGUCACAGUCCCCGCUCACCAGUGACCGCGUCUCAUCCACUGCGAUGCCUGGGCGGGCGUAGAUGUCUGUG
This is a messenger RNA of Chinchilla lanigera (long-tailed chinchilla), 1676 nucleotides long. It is a transcript of the gene Pfkfb4, whose product is annotated as 6-phosphofructo-2-kinase/fructose-2,6-biphosphatase 4. The transcript is spliced from 15 exons. Bases 83 to 1630 code for a protein of 515 amino acids. Gene Ontology annotation, biological process: fructose metabolic process; fructose 2,6-bisphosphate metabolic process. The record is from RefSeq and is a predicted model, not a curated record. Lineage: Eukaryota; Metazoa; Chordata; Mammalia; Rodentia; Chinchillidae. Gene Ontology annotation, molecular function: 6-phosphofructo-2-kinase activity; fructose-2,6-bisphosphate 2-phosphatase activity; ATP binding. Gene Ontology annotation, cellular component: cytosol.